AUGGUGGGUUCGCUGUUUCCCUCCUUCGCGGCCGUUGCCGUAGUAGCCUUGCUGCACAGUCUCGCCGUGCCGCCAGCCUAUUCACAGGGAAAUCUUGCCUUCCUGCUAUGCUCAGGAGCCAACUACACCGCCGACGGCCAGUACGAGUCCAACCUCCACCGUCUUCUCACCGAAUUCAAGGCUGUGCCGCCCACCGCAGACAGGGGCCACUACAGAAACGCGUCCGUCGGCGUCGACGGCUUCCACACUGCCUACGGCCUCUUCCAGUGUCGCGGUGACAUCGUCGCUGCUGACUGCACCGUCUGCGCCAACCGGUCCGUCUCGGAGGCCAUCCUCCGCUGCCCACUCCGGCGGGGCGUUGCCAUCAUCUUCGAUAACUGCGUCCUGCGCUACUCCGACCAGCGCUUCUUCGGCGCCAUGGACGUUGGGGGGCUGCGUAGUUUUUAUAACGUGAAUAAUGCUUCCGACCCGGCGUUGUUCGACAAGCAGUUGAUGGAGCUCAUGACCGAUAUUGUCUCACUAGCGGCGACAGGGAGCUCCCGGUUCGCUGUUGGGAUCAAGAACUACUCGAGUUCCAUCGACAUAUACGGGUUAGUUCAGUGCACGCGAGAUCUCUCGGCGUCUGUCUGUGACGAGUGCCUCCGGUUUCUGCUUGGUAAUCUAGUGAGGGGAGGGAGUGUAGGGGGCCAGGUCUACGCCCCAAGCUGCACCCUGGGGUUUGAAAUCAGGCCCUACUUCUCUUUCUCCGUCGUUCCUCCGCCUCCCUCCCUAGCGAGUCCGGUGGAGGGUCCUGCACCAAGCGGUGGCACCAGCUUGCCCAUCGGUGACCCCGGAAGCGAAGGUGAAGAAACCCUGCAACUUUGCUGUUACGACAUCAUUCUUCGGCGGACAUCGAUGGCCAGGGAUGGCAAUACUCACGGCUAUCUACAUAUCACUAAGUACUUCAGCAUAACCUUCCUAGAUUCGCCAUUCUUCUUUCUCCGUUGACUACUCUUUCAGCUCCUCCAGGAAGUUCCUCCUUUUCUUGUUUUCUAUUUUAAGCAAAUAACUGUCUGAGUCUCUCGAUGUUGACUCCACAGCUGUCUUUCUCACGCCAAGGGUUCUUUCCGUCGGGGAAAUUUCCCAUUCCCUUAAACUGCUCUGUUCGAUCUGUGUCCCAUCCCCUCUACCUUUGGUAGGGUCUUCCUUGCCUGCCAUCGCCCUUGGUGCCAGUCCCCGCAUCCCUUUCGUUCCGCCGAGCUUCCCCAACCUUUCCCCAAAUUGCGAUGUCCACGGCGGUCGGCCUCCAUCCCAUAGAGCAGCAACCCAUCCCAGUCUCCCCGGCCCUAGAUCUCUUCAGUGGGAUUGUAAUUACCUCCAUCCUCCUGCGAAAGCACCUCACACUAUAACCCCUCAGCCUCGCAGGCUCUUGAUCUCUUCGAUGGGAUUGCAAUUACCACCAUCCUCCGGCUAAAGCACCUCACGUUACAACCCCUCUGUCUCGCAGUCUCGUAGGCCCUUGAUCUCUUCAAUGGGAUUGCAAUUAUCUCCAUCCUCCUGCGAAAGCACCUCACGCCAAAACCCCUCGGUCUCGCAGUCUCGCAGGCCCUUGAUCUCUUCAGUGGAAUUGCAAUUACCUCCAUCCUCCUGCAAAAGCACCUCACACGACAUCCCCUCAGUGUCCAACACUUGGUGGGUCUCUUCCUGGCUCAGGCGGGAUUGUAGACAGCAAGCAUCCAUCGGCAAGGCAGACGCUUUGUUCACUGUUGGCAUCGGUGCGCAGGUCACCGCCGUCGCCGCCGUUAGGGCAAUCAUCCCUCAAUUCGCUUGUUGCCCCUCGUUGUGUUUCGAAGCACGAUGAGGCCGAGGGACGCGCAUCCUCUCGUCACCAUCACUGUCACUGGCACCCCUUCUUGUUCUCUGUCAAAUCAUGAAUUUCUCAAUGGCCUUUUAACCCAGUCCUCUCCAGGUCUAGAUUUAUAAUUGGAGAGUAUUUCUUGGCUCAAACAGAAGAUUUUUGAAUUUCAUCCUUUGCCGAGUACCUUGAAGAUUUCCUUAUCAAGCCGUCUGAUAUCCUUUCCUUUCGUCAUUCCAUCCAAAUAUCCUCGAUGCUAUUUCUAAAUAAAGUCAUUCACUCGUAGAGUUGAGUGUUCACUUUCUCCAUGAUAAAUAUCGCGAUAAAUGCAGUUAUCACUAAUUUUUAGUGGCAUUAUCAGUGUUACUAUCUCACCGAGUUAACUACCUUCAAAUAAAUGAAUAAAAUUUAGUUUCUUACAGUGCGUUUAUCUCAUUUGGUUUGGUGGUUGUCUGUGGGUCUUGCAGAGAAGAAAUCCAAACCGUCGAGAAUCCUUGUUAUAGUCGUCAUUGCACUGGCUGCGGCCGUAUUUCUCCUCCUCGCCGUAGUCAUUUAUCUACUAAGAAGACCCAUGGGAAAAACUUUUCCGAGUGAGCAACUCAUUAUCUGUAUAAGAAAAAAAAAGUUUAACUCAAGUCGAGUGCUUUCCUACAGUUCUUUGACCAAUUUGAUUUCAUUUUCGUGCCCUUGUCGUAGAUGAUCCGGAUGAUAUAAAUGAAGACUCACUGCAGUAUGACUUCAGAACGCUAAGAACUGCAACAGGGAACUUCUGCGAGGAAAAUAAGCUUGGGCAAGGCGGGUUUGGGCCGGUCUACAGGGUAGUCCUUUUCCUAACAGAUAUUACUUUCUCACUUCCAUAUUUGCCUUCACCAGAAUUUUGAGGCUUGAAGGUGUCUAAUAACUUGUAGGGAGUUCUGCCUGAUGGACGACAAAUUGCCGUAAAAAGGCUCUCCAGAGGUUCAGGACAAGGGUUGACUGAGCUGAGAAAUGAAGUGGUUUUAGUGGCUAAACUUCAUCAUAGAAAUCUUGUAAGGUUGUUGGGUUUCUGCUUAGAAGAGGAGGAGAAGAUGGUGAUCUAUGAAUAUCUACCUAAUCAAAGCCUCGAUAAAUUUUUAUUCGGUGAGCCAGUACUCGAUAUUAUACUCUUCACGCAGUUCUGGCUCGUUCGCUUGGACUAAGUGUACAACAGUUUUUGGUUGCAGUAUUCUUCCCUAAAAUAAUCCUUGUAUUCGUACAUAAUCCCAUUUUGUUAUCCCGUUCUAAUCCCACCCCUACCACUACAGAACAAACUCCUCUGAUCCCUACGAUGAUGAUCCAUGACGUAUUUGUAUUACCAAGAAGUAAUUUUUUUUCCUGAAUUGGCAGAUCCCGUGAAACGCUUGCUGCUUAAUUGGGAAAAGAGACUGAAACUGAUUGAGGGAAUCGCUAGAGGGCUUGUCUAUCUUCACGAAGAUUCCCGACUCCGGAUUAUCCAUCGAGAUCUGAAAGCGAGCAACAUACUGUUAGACGGAGACAUGAACCCUAAGAUUUCUGACUUCGGUCUUGCGAAGCUUUUCCGCGUGGAUGAAACUCACGGAAAUACGAACCAGAUUGCGGGAACUCAGUGAGUGCCAAUCUUUUCUAUAGCCUUGACCACCUAGAGAAUUUUGUCUUUCAUUCUUUGGCUUACUCUUAUGAACAUCCGCUCCUUCAUUGAAGUGGUUACAUGGCACCGGAGUAUGUGUUUCAUGGCCAGUUUUCUGCGAAAUCCGAUGUCUUCAGCUUUGGCGUUCUAAUGCUCGAGAUUGUAACGGGUCGACGAAGCAGUGGCUUUAGAGAAUCUGAGGAUACACUUGACCUUCUGAGCCAUGUAAGUUAGUUCGAUCGUUUUCUGUUGUAGAAAGCGAGAUAACGUUGUUUCUGUUGAUCAUUCGUUAUUUUGUGAAUAGGUGUGGAAUCACUGGAAUCAAGGGGCAGUGCUCCAAGUAGUAGACCAGAGUAUAGCAGCCCAAUGUCAAACAGCUGCGGUGAUGAGAUGUAUCCACAUCAGCCUCCUUUGUGUCCAAAAUGACCCAAUGACUAGACCAAACAUGUCAGAUGUAGCUCUCAUGAUGAGCAGCUUCUCGGUGUCACUUCGUGCUCCUUCCAGACCUGCUUUUCUUAUCACUGGAAGUAAUUCUGGAAUGUUGCCGGGGGAUGAAGGCUCGGAGUUUCACGAUAAUAUUGACCUACAAAAGAAGGAAGCUGAAUAUGAUGUCUCUAUCUCUGAUUUCGGGCCACGAUAG
This is a messenger RNA of Spirodela intermedia, 4098 nucleotides long. Lineage: Eukaryota; Viridiplantae; Streptophyta; Magnoliopsida; Alismatales; Araceae. The record is from the annotation of a GenBank genome assembly.